GUCGUUGGACCUAAAGUAUGUACUACUUCACUAAACCCCGUCAUGGCUUCUUCUAGGUUUGUUGUUACCAUGUUACUAUCAUUCUUAUUUCUCUUCUUACUAUCAUCACCGGAAAAUGUCGCCGCCGCCCCCUACACAUCCCUCUUUAGCUUCGGGGAUUCGUUAGCCGACACCGGAAACCUCCUUCAUCUCUCACCGGAAACCAACCGGCCACCCCACUAUGCCCUCCCACCUUACGGAGAAACCUUCUUCCACACCCCCACCGGCCGAUUUUCCGACGGCCGUGUCGUCAUCGACUUCAUCGCCGAUAGUUUGGGGCUUCCCUUUCUUCCGCCGUAUGUCGGGGAGGAGAGAAAUGAAAGUGGCCGCCGGAAUUUCGGUGAAGGUGCGAAUUUCGCCGUCGGCGGUGCUACGGCUCUGGACGACGCAUUUUUUAAGAAAAUUGGACUCUUUAAUCUCACCCCUAAUAUCUCAUUGGACUGCCAAUUGAAUUGGUUCAAGGAAAUGUUACCAACCAUUUGCCAGUCCUCAUCAGAAUGCAAGGAAUUUCUAAAAAGCUCAUUAGUAGUAGUGGGUGAAAUCGGAGGAAAUGAUUACAACCAUGCAUUCCUUGGAGGAAUAUCAACCAAUUUUAUUAAAUCAUACGUCCCAAACGUUGUCUCCAAAAUUGGCUCAGUUGUCCAUGAAUUGAUUGGCCUAGGAGCCGUUACACUACUUGUGCCAGGAGAGCUCCCAAAGGGAUGCUCAACAGCUUACCUAGCAACAUUCAUCAGCUCAAACCAGACCGACUACGACCCCGAAACUGGUUGCCUCAAUUGGCUAAACGACUUCGCAAAGUACCACAACAGCCUUCUGAUUAACGAACUUAACCGCCUCCAGAAACUUCACCCCCACGCUACAAUCAUUUAUGCUGAUUAUUACAACGCGGCAAUGCAAUUUUACCUCACCCCAGACACAUUAGGAUUCAAAGAAGGGGCAGUUGUAGCAUGCUGUGGGGCAGGAGGUGCAUACAAUUUCAAUGCAUCUUUUUUAUGUGGGUACCCUCCAACAAAAGCCUGUGCUGACCCAAAUUUGUAUGCUAAUUGGGAUGGCAUACAUUUAACAGAAGCUGCCUAUAAAUGGUUAGCCCAUGGUAUACUCACCGGAGCCUAUACCAACAAAAACCUUAAUAUAAUUUCUACUUCCUUCAAAGCCACUUCUUAAAUUAUUUUGAUAAGUAAUAAUUUUAUGUAGCUUAAGCGUACAAGAUAGAGGCACCGCCUAUUAUGUAAGCACCAAAUAUGUACGGUGCUAGGUGUAUAAUAUAUGUCACAACUCACAACACUUGGGAGAAAUAUAUAGUACCACCUAUCAUUCAGUACGAGUUGUUUUCGGUUGUUGUAUUUAAAAUAUUCAA
Molecule: messenger RNA, 1396 nt
Organism: Ipomoea nil (Japanese morning glory)
Lineage: Eukaryota; Viridiplantae; Streptophyta; Magnoliopsida; Solanales; Convolvulaceae
Product: GDSL esterase/lipase At1g28600-like
Exons: 5
Coding region: 43-1203 (386 amino acids)
Molecular function (GO): hydrolase activity, acting on ester bonds
Source: RefSeq, a predicted model, not a curated record